Myotis daubentonii (Daubenton's bat) is the source of this 610-nucleotide messenger RNA. RefSeq names its product WAP four-disulfide core domain 2 (gene WFDC2). Gene Ontology annotation, biological process: antibacterial humoral response; innate immune response. The record is from RefSeq and is a predicted model, not a curated record. Gene Ontology annotation, molecular function: serine-type endopeptidase inhibitor activity. NCBI's taxonomy places the organism in Eukaryota, Metazoa, Chordata, Mammalia, Chiroptera, Vespertilionidae. Gene Ontology annotation, cellular component: extracellular region.
CCCCCGCCCCCCGCGCGCACGCCAUUAAAUCCCCCCAACCCGGCGACAGCGGCUCUCACCUGCACCCCGCUGGGCGCAGCACCAUGACUACCUGCCGCUACGCUCUGCUCGCCGCCCUCUUCCUGGGCCUGCUGCUCAGCUUUGCCGCGGCCACAGGCGCCGGAGCAGGGAAGGCGGGCGUGUGCCCCGAGCUGAAGGAGGAGCUGAACUGCACGCAGGAGUGCGGCUCGGAUGGAGAGUGCGCCGACAACCUCAAGUGCUGCCGGGCGGGCUGCGCCGCGGUCUGCCUGCUGCCCAACGAAAAGCCCGGCUCCUGCCCCAAAGUGGACUUACCCUUGACCCCGCUCGGCCUCUGCCGGGACCAGUGCCAGGUGGACAGCGAGUGUCCCGACCAGAUGAAAUGCUGCCUCAAUGGCUGCGGGAAGGUGUCCUGCGUCACACCCGUCUUCUGAGUUUCAGCCACCACAGCCUGAGGAAUGAGGGAGUGGGAGUUUCUACCUGGCCCCGUCUGGCUCCAGCCCAGCUGCCCUCCCUUCUUUCUGGCCUCUGCACUCCCUCCUGUGCUGACCACAGUUUCUUUUUCCAACCAAUAAAGUGACCACUUCCAGCA